Messenger RNA from Fomitopsis serialis, 1368 nucleotides. RefSeq lists its product as uncharacterized. Lineage: Eukaryota; Fungi; Basidiomycota; Agaricomycetes; Polyporales; Fomitopsidaceae. Bases 1 to 1368 code for a protein of 455 amino acids. The record is from RefSeq and is a predicted model, not a curated record. Gene Ontology annotation, biological process: transmembrane transport. Gene Ontology annotation, cellular component: membrane. The transcript has 12 exons.
AUGGCGUCUGCAGGAUACCUGAUCUACUGCGGCGUAAUGCCGCUGUUGAAAACCUUCAUCGCCAUUUUCGUCGGAUACUUCCUCGGCAAGAAGGGGCUUUUCAGCGCAGAGGCGUCCAAAGGCGCCUCGCAGGUGUCUAUGAACGUCUCGCUGCCCGCCCUGAUCUUUGCGAACGUCGUACCCGCGUUCACCUCAAAAAACAUAUGCUACGUGCCGCGCAACUUUUGGCAGGGGAUCGUCGUGCUGUGUGGUAUGAGCAACUGGGGGAACCUCCCGAAUGCAAUUGUACAGGCCGUGAUGCAGGAGGCACCAUUCAACCCUGAUACAGACCCCGCUCUGGGGGUCUCGUUUGUCUCUGUAUUCAUCGUGUCAUACCACCUGGUCUUCUGGGGGGCGGAGGCGGAACGACGUUGUCAUUGGUACGAGAAGCCCAUUGGAGGCUUCAUUGCUCGCCACGUCUUGCGUAUGAAAAAGGCACGCCCUGCGCCUGCUUACACCGAGAAGGCCGAUGCUGCAUCCGUCUCAGAGAAAGGCGGGAAGGAGAAAGAGAAGGAGAAGGAAACGAUAGACGACCUGGAAGCGAACAUGACUGCAGAGCUCCACACGGGGCAGCCAGAGCUCGGGAUGGUUGAGGAGGACCACACCUCGCACGGCGGACGUCCCAUCUGUCCAUCACAUCCCAAAAUCCCGCCGACCUUCUUGCUGCACUCGGAACGCGCGAGCAUCCAUGAACAACAUCCUUCGUCGUACUUCGCACGCCUGAAGAAGACGCUCAGGCCCCUCUCGGCUGCGGUCACACCCAUCACGGUGUCCCUCUCCAUUUCUCUGCCUAUCGCGCUCAUUACGGACCUCAAGGCGCUGUUCGUCGACACGACCGAUCAGGGAGGUCCGAGCUGGCAUGGGCCCGAUGGCAAUCCGCCUCUGAACUUAUUUACGUCAGUGUUCCUCGGGGACAUCGCUGUGCCCCUGUCGCUCAUCCUUCUCGGCGCAUCCUUCGCGCGCAUGGAGAUCCCAAGGCCCCUCUCACGGCUGCCCAUCAUGGCCAUGCUGGCUGCGGCCCUCGCCAAAAUGGCGCUGCUACCCGUUAUCGGGGUCUUCGUGGUGCAGGGCAUGGCCAAGGGAGGUCUGAUCCCGCGCGAGGCGCUGGCGGAGAGGUUUGUGGCGAUGUUCCUCAGCGGAACGCCCGCAGCGGUGAACCAGCUGAUCGUAUCUUCCCUGUACUCCACCACGGGCGACGUCGACACGCUUUCUGCCUUCCUCCUCGUCCAGUACAUCGUCAUGUUCUUCUCCUCCGCGUGCGUUGAUCUUUCCCAGGACUCACGCUUCCUUUGCAUCAACAUUGACUUUGUGGCAUCCGCAGAGCACUGA